AUGCCCGACAACGAACAGCCUAUGGUCUCCCAUGGCCGCGGAGGUCAGGGAAACAUCGGACAUGAUACCACUGAAUACGUGGACGGCGAGAUCGUUCGCGAAGGUGUCUAUGGCGACCAGGGUGAUGGCGCAUACUCUGCAGGAGUAAGAAAAAACCCCAAGCACAAGCAAACAUACACAUUCAUCCAGCUCACCACUGUACAGCGCGGCGGAGCAGGCAACAUCGGAUCACCAAUGGUGAGACCUACAUCCAGGGUUCCCCACGACGCCGACAUGAUCCCCGAACUCGCGGUGCGCAACUCCACUGAUGAAACAUACCAUACCGGGCGCGGCGGCCAGGGCAACGUCCAUCUCGACGAGGCAACACUCAAAGAGAAAGAAGAACACAAGAAGAAGAAGGGACACGAGGGUCUCGCAGACAAGCUGAAGAAUAAGCUACUCGGCCGGAAGUGA
Messenger RNA from Penicillium brevicompactum, 453 nucleotides. Its product is annotated as DUF3602 domain-containing protein. NCBI's taxonomy places the organism in Eukaryota, Fungi, Ascomycota, Eurotiomycetes, Eurotiales, Aspergillaceae. The record is from RefSeq and is a predicted model, not a curated record. The transcript has 4 exons. The coding region runs from base 1 to 453 and encodes 150 amino acids.